Molecule: messenger RNA, 345 nt
Organism: Centruroides sculpturatus (bark scorpion)
Lineage: Eukaryota; Metazoa; Arthropoda; Arachnida; Scorpiones; Buthidae
Product: neuronal growth regulator 1-like
Exons: 2
Coding region: 1-345 (114 amino acids)
Biological process (GO): axon guidance; homophilic cell-cell adhesion; dendrite self-avoidance
Cellular component (GO): axon; plasma membrane
Molecular function (GO): cell-cell adhesion mediator activity
Source: RefSeq, a predicted model, not a curated record
AUGAUAAAUUUAGUGGUCUGUUUUCUUCACAUUUGGAAUUUGAAAAUAGUGAAAGGUAAUAGUAUUCCAAAAAUCAUGCCUUUUCAAUUUUUGUCAACUGUUCAAGAAGGACACAGGCAACAGAUAAUAUGUUCUAUAGUUGCGGGAGAUCCACCUUUUGUUUUUACAUGGAGAAAAGAUGGAAAAGAACUUUCUAAGUAUAUAGAAAUUAAAACUGAUGAUUUAUAUUCGUUAUUAAUUAUUCCUUCUGUUCGAACGGAGGAUAUUGGAAAUUAUACAUGUCUUGCAAACAAUGCUAUAGGAACCGAUAGUUAUACUGCUGCACUUAAAAUGAAAGGUAUAUAA